Molecule: messenger RNA, 915 nt
Organism: Mercurialis annua (annual mercury)
Lineage: Eukaryota; Viridiplantae; Streptophyta; Magnoliopsida; Malpighiales; Euphorbiaceae
Product: replication protein A 70 kDa DNA-binding subunit A-like
Exons: 5
Coding region: 1-915 (304 amino acids)
Biological process (GO): DNA repair; DNA recombination; DNA replication
Cellular component (GO): nucleus
Molecular function (GO): DNA binding
Source: RefSeq, a predicted model, not a curated record
AUGACCAGCUUGAAAGAACUCUAUGGGAGAAUUGAUUUUCCAGAAGAUCAUAUCUUCGAAUGUGCAAAGCAAGGUCCCAUUAUUUUAGUUGUUGCGGCAAUUUCAGUGAAAUCCACUUACGGCAAGGCUAUGCUAAGUGGAAUAUCAGCUACAAAAUUUUAUAUUAAAUCCGAACUGCCAGAAGUCGAAGCUUUUAUUAGCAGCUUGCCUGAUUCCCCCGUUCAACUACGAAUUGAUCGAAAAAAUUUAGAACCGCCAGUUGAUCCUGAAACUGAAAAAAAUGAGAACCGCAAGUGUAUUGCUGAAUGGUUGCAACUUGACUUUCAUACAGAUAAGAAUAACAAAUAUACAUGUGAAGCUGUCAUUAAAGAAAUUAUUUCGCAUGAUGGUUGGUGGUAUAGAGCAUGCCCUCGGUGCAAAAGUGGCAUGCAAACUUAUGAUCAAAAUAUAUAUUGCAAAAAAUGUGGUUCAUUAGAUGACGUUCUUAUCGCAUGGUAUAGAUUGACAGUUGCUGUUGAAGACCAUACAGGAAUUAUACCAUUCAUUUUAUUUGGCCAACUAGCAUUAGAAUUAAUUAGUUUGCCAGCAACAACUCUUUCGACCAUGGCAAAAGACAGAUAUGAAGUCCCGCCAUUUAUGAACAAAAUUUGUGGCCAGAAAAAAGUUUUUCAGAUCAGAAUGAGUGACCGCAUUCAAAACUCAUCUCAAAUGGCAUUCAAGGUAACACACGUGUUUAAGGAAAUGCAAGUUAUUAAGGUGGAGACUCUUAGCCCACCUACUUCACAGACCUCACAACUACUAACUCGAAAUAGUCCUUUUUCAGUAUCGACUUCGAAACCAAGGAGAAUGCUCCAACUUGACGAGUCAUCAUCUUCGUCUUCAUCUCAAGAUGUCAAGAAAGCUAAACUCGAUUGA